AUGCGAGGCAUUCACUUCAGGAACAGUAAGGAGGGCAGCAGGACCAUUUCAGGAGCUGCUUCUCAAAUGAUUGAUCUUGAGGAGUGAGUGUCUGUGGAAAGUGAUUCUAUUCAACCAGAUCUAUGGAAAGAAGUUAUACAAAUGAUGACAAUGGCUGCAGACAGACUCACAGCCUUUGGAACUGCUGUUACUUCAGCAAAUCUGGAGCUGCCUGAUGGCCAGGACCUUCCCCUGCCUCCUGUGAUUCUUGGGGAACGAGGGAAGGAUCCACACAACCCCACUGCAUGUUUCUAUUUUCAUGUGGAUGUGCAGCCUGCCAAAAAGGAAGGUGGCUUUAAAACAGACCCUGACACACUGACUGAAAUUGAUGGCUGUUACAUCAAUAAAAUGGGCUUCUGCAUAAUUGACAUGGAAUCGUAUGGAGACCCUCACAGCUGGCCCAUGACCAUAUUGGUGGACUGUGGUGACUAUGAUCUUCACUCUGGAACUUUUGAAGGUAUCAGUCAUGAGUCAAUGAUGGGCUCUAUAGUUCUGCUUGGUAGCGUUGUGGCUCCCACAGGUCAUAUUCAGAUCCCUGUCUAUGAUAGCAUCAGUGCCCUGAUGGAAGAGGAGAGGAAAUUGUAUGAAUCGAUUGAAUUUGAUCUAGAGGAGCAUAAAAGAAAUAGUGCUGUGGAAAAAAAAUUCUCUGUGGCACCAAGGACUGAGGGAGAUUUUCAUGAACCAGGAUUUAAAACAGUUACUGCAGCAAAAGAUGGCAAAUUCUCAAUCCAUCAGGUCCCAGACACGGCUCUGUUUUCCUCACAGGUGGUGGAGGACUUGGAGGGUGUCUUUUCCAAGAGGACAACUCCAAACAAACUGAAAGUGUCUAUGCCUUUGGGUAUGAAGCCCACUGAUGUUAAUGAUCCACCAUAUAUAGCAGCAAGAAAGGCAAUAAAAACAGUUUUUGGAGGAGAUCCAGAUUUUAUUUGGGAUGGUUCAACAGUUCCUGGUGCCAGAAUAUUUCAGAAAAUUGUGAUAAUGCUUCUGACUGGAGCAGGCAACGAUGAAGAGCACUCCCAGAAUUAGAAAACAAGCAGGUUUCUUUUAUUUGUCUGUUUGCACUACAAAGAAAAGGGGAAGCAAAGUCCUUUGCGUCUCGUCUCACUCCCGCCUUGCCGACCUUCAAAGCCCAUCCCAGAGAUUAAAGCACACUAUCGCUCCACCAACCAUGUCAAACAAAACAGCAAACACGAAGUUUGUGUACACCCCUCCACAGCACAAGCUUGUCAUAGCGCAAUCCAGAGCCAGCAGCUGCCGUGCCAGCGGCCACACGCACACAGGACUUCGUCAGGUGCAAAUGAAGGUGGGUUCAAGCACUUCCAACACUGA
Messenger RNA from Pogoniulus pusillus (Red-fronted tinkerbird), 1368 nucleotides. Its product is annotated as beta-Ala-His dipeptidase-like. Lineage: Eukaryota; Metazoa; Chordata; Aves; Piciformes; Lybiidae. Gene Ontology annotation, molecular function: dipeptidase activity. The record is from RefSeq and is a predicted model, not a curated record. Gene Ontology annotation, cellular component: cytosol. Gene Ontology annotation, biological process: proteolysis.